Molecule: messenger RNA, 1526 nt
Organism: Anopheles coluzzii
Lineage: Eukaryota; Metazoa; Arthropoda; Insecta; Diptera; Culicidae
Exons: 2
Coding region: 105-1472 (455 amino acids)
Source: RefSeq, a predicted model, not a curated record
UUCAGUACGAUCUUAACAUCGAUGGCCUUCCUCUUCAUACGCGAUCUAAAACACAGUUCUGGCCAAUUUUGUUGAAGAUUGUUGACCAGCCGGAUUGGCCAGUGAUGAUCGUGGCUAUCUAUUGCGGACCAACAAAACCGGAAAGUAAUGAGCUUUAUCUGCGGCAGCUAGUCGAUGAGAUAAAUUUAUUAUCGAGCACUGGACUGAUGGUGGGAGAAAAUGCCAUCACGUUAAAAUUACGAGCCAUCAUCGCAGAUACACCAGCACGAGCUUUCAUUAAAGGUGUCCAAGGUCAUACUGGAAGACACUCCUGUUUAAAAUGUUGCUGUGAAGGAGAAUCGGUGUCACAACGAAUGGUCUUUUUGGAUACGUCUGCGGCAAAGCGCACUCACAAAGGAUUUUUAGAUGGAGAUUAUAUUCUGCAUUGUACGGGGUCUACGCCGUUGAUUGAUUUGGACGAAUUUGACAUCAUUCUGGAUAUGAUUGUUGUUGAUCGUCUCCAUCAAAUAGACAUUGGUCUUACAAAAAAACUACUUCACAUUUGGUACAUGGGAGUGUUAAAAGAAUGGAAAAGAUGGAAUCGCCAGCAACGUGAAGAAUUUAAACAAAGACUCCUAAAACAAAAACUCCCCUUUGAAACGAACCAAAAAAUGCGCCCGAUUGACGACCUAGCAUAUUGGAAAGGAUCAGAUUGCAAAACGUUUCUCCAUUACGUGGCUCCCGUAGUAUUGGAAGGAUUGUUGAGUGAGCAGGAAUAUAAGCAUUUUAUGCUUUAUUUCUGUGCUAUAACGAUAUUUUCAUCGACCGAACAUAAAGAACACUGGAAAGCUGCUGGUACUAUGCUAAAAACUUUUGUAGAAACAUUUGCCGAUGUAUAUCAUAAAAAAGCUGUUACGUCCAAUGUACAUAGUCUAAUCCACCUCGAAGAAGAAGUAGAGCGGUUUGGUCCUCUGGACUAUCACUCAACAUAUGCAUAUGAACGCAAGCUAGGAAAUAUAAAAAACAGGCUCAUUAGAACUAACUAUAGAUGUUUAGAACAGGCAAUUCGUAGAAUAUCGGAAUUUGAAAAUUUUACAGGAGCUCAACAAAACGAUCAACCAUUUCGUCAGCCGUUUUAUACGCAAAGAGGGCAAACUAUUACUAUGAAUGUGAGGAAAAAUUUAAAGCUGCGAAAUGAUGAUGUCAACGAUUUAUUUAUGACCAACAAAAACGUAAUUUUAAAAUUUGUUUCAGUAAGACAAGAGCAGGAUAAGUUGAUGAUAGUUGGAAAAAUGUUUUCCCGUAUUUUCGAAUAUUUUGACGAGCACAUUUCUUCCACAAAGCUACAUAUAUACUCUGUUUAUAAAGAUGAUUUGAAAAAUGACGAGGUUUUAUUAGAAUGCUCCGAUGUCAAACUUAAAUUUGCUAGAACUAUCAAAGAAGCUGAUGGAAAUAUGGUAUUAUUUCCAUUAUUAAAUACACUCAAUGACUAAUACAAAAUAACUUGAUGAGUGAAUAAUAAAAACUAUUAUAACUUGUUAACAAAA